GGUUUUUAACCUCUGUUGGUCGUUCAGCAGCUUCCAAAGUGCCCCUCGCCAUGUCGUAUGAGUUCAGUUAUGCGCCAACGAACCGGGCAAAGUGCAAGGGUAAGUGCGGUGAGAAGAUCGAGAAGGGUGCCAUCCGUUUGGGCACCAGCUCCGAUGGCAUGGGCGACUAUACUAUAGCCAGCUAUCGCUGCUUGAAGUGUGUGACCGAUAAACAGUUCUCCAAUAUCAUCAACAAGGCCCGGGCACAAUCGCCUGAGGCUGGCUGGGAUGUUCUCACUGCCAAAGACAAGGCCGCCGUACUCAAGCAGGCCGGCGUCAAACCUGCGGCCAAGGGUGCAGCCAAAGCUGCUGCAUCCUCUCCGGCAAGAAAGGCGAAGGCUAAGCCUGAGCCAAAGCCAAAGGCAGCCAGGGCGCCCAAAGCGAAGCCAAAGCCUGCGGCCAAGCGUGCUGCGAAGGCGCCAGCCAUCGCAAAGCAGCACGAGUUCUUGGACAAGGCCAAAGAGUAUGACUUGGAGGGCGUUAAGGCGAUGUUGGAGGAGACCCCUGAGCUUGUCAACGUUCAACCUGCUGGGCGCUGGUCAGCCCUGCACCAGUUCGCAGAGAACGGAGAUGCAGACGCUGUCCGGUACCUGCUGGAGAUGGGCGCGGAUCGCGAUGCCAAGAACAAGGAGGGACAAACUCCGCUGGAGGUGGCGGCAGAGGAUGCCAAGGCAGCCUUUGAGGAGGAGGAAGGGGAAGAUGAAGAGGCAGAAGAGGAGGCUGAAGACGAGGAGGAAGCUGAAGAACCUCCAAAAGAAGAAGAAAAGAAGGGAACCAAGCGAAAGGCGGAACCGGAACCCAAGGCCAAAGCCGCGGCCUCGGCCGCCACGCCGUCGCCGGCCAAGAAGGCGAAGACGCCUCGACCGGUGGAUGUUGAAGUUCCCAACCGGGAUAAGUAUAGUGUGGUGGAUGACUGGUCGGUUCUCCUCAACCAGACCAAUGUCGGGAAUAACAACAACAAGUUCUACAGGAUACAGCUCCUUAAAGAUGAGCAUGAUAAGAUCUACUGCUUCACGCGCUGGGGCCGUGUGGGCGUCGCGGGUCAAUCCAACUUGGCGCUCUGUGGAAACCAGGCCAAUGGAGAAAGCACCUUCAAGGCCAAGUUCAAGGACAAGUCCGGUGUGCACUACGAUAUGAAGGAUUCCCAUGACUGGAAGCCUACUGUGGGCAAGUACACUAUUGUGAACACAGAGGAGCAGGAGGGCGGCGGUGGCGACUCUGCGCCGUUGGGGAAGCUGACGGAGCAGCAGAUCGAGAAGGGGCAGGAAGUCCUUCAGAAGAUGGAGACAGCCUUGACAAAGAAGAACGCCGCGCAGUUGACGGAAUUGUCUUCAGCAUACUACACCCUCAUCCCGCAUGACUUUGGCUUCAAGGUGCCUCCAGUCAUCAACACCAAGGAGAUGCUCGAGGCAGAGGAAGAGCUUUUGAAGUUUUACCUCCGAAUGGGUUUCGAGGAACUGGACAAGGAAGAAGAAGGUUUGUUGCCCAUUAGUGGGGUGAUGUCUUUGGCUCUACCGCCGAGCCUGGAAUCUGCAUGCUCCGGCGUGUGCACGGCUGCCAGCCUCAAGAGCUCCAUGACGAAUGGAAAGAAGCACGCGGAGAAGCAAAGUGGCGAUCCCACGAAGAGACUUGAGCCGCAUUUGUACGGCGCGCUCAUGCUGUACACCUCCAACGCCAUCUAUCGCCAGCUGAAUGCGGCGCUCCGCAGCGAAGAUCGAAACAAGAUCAAGAAGUACAAGCCUUACCUCAGGUUGCUCUUUGAGGCUUUGAAUCGCUUGCCGCAGCAGAAGAGGACGCUUUGGCGUGGCAUUGGCGUCGACUUGUAUGAUCAGUAUUCUAAGGGCUCUACCAUCACCUGGUGGGGCGUGAGCAGUUGUACCUCGGACGUGCAGGUGGCAAAGAACUUCAUGAAGGGCUGCGGCACGGCCUGUAGCUUCUUGACCGUGAAUACCAAGAGCGCGGUGGAUAUUUCGAAGAUCACCUUCUACGGCAACGAGAAGGAGCAGCUCAUGUUCUUCCAGCGUUGCAGGGGUCCUUGGAGGACUCCUCUGGCAAUCAGGAGAGCUUGCUGGCACCUGGAACUCAGCUCAAGGUCAUCAGUGCUGAGCGGAAAGGCAAGGUGUCAGAAAUCACCCUGGAGGAAGUGGGCCGCCUCGUGGACUGAGCUGCCGUAGACUGUGGAGGGCUCGAUGGCAGAGUUUGGCCUUCAUCGAUACUUGUGGGUUGACGCAUUGAGCUGGCC
Durusdinium trenchii is the source of this 2281-nucleotide messenger RNA. The record is from the annotation of a GenBank genome assembly. NCBI's taxonomy places the organism in Eukaryota, Dinophyceae, Suessiales, Symbiodiniaceae.